AAUGGAAGUGCCUGCGAACCCUGUUCUGAUGACGUAACACCACUCACUAUCUUAUCAGCCAGGCGCAAUGCUGUGGACUUCUCAACUGUGCUGACAGUGAAUAGGAUCACGUGAUAGUAUUCGCUCGUUUCUACGUACGGACUACUGUGGUCCUGACAGUAUCGACUGGUAACUCAGGUGCGAGUGAUGGCAGUGUCCAAUGGUGAUAUCUGCGUGUGGACCUGCACGCACUGUUCCCAUGCAUCCAACCCUUCGUGGUCAAAUCACUGUGGCCAGUGCAGCCAGGCAAAGGACAACCAGCUUCCAGCAGGCAAACGAAGAUGGAUUUGCGACAUCUGUACCAUACUGAAUCAUGCUGCGGCCAUGCUCUGCGAUACUUGUGGAAGAGAAAAAACAAGAACAGCUCCUCUGGAAUGUAACACCUUAAAGAAAGGACAAUAUUGGUCAUGUAGCAAGUGCACCCUAAAAAAUUCUAUUCACCAGCGGAAGUGUAAGGCUUGUGAAACUGUAAGAGUUACUAUAGAAGGUCCGAAAUCGAAUGGUACAAUGCUAUCACAUGAUGGUAUUAAAGCUCGUCCUGAUAUACCAGUACAUGUCACCGGUCAACGUGCAGUGGUUAAUAAGAAGACAGCGACACCCAGAAAUGAACAGAAAUCGUGGCAAUGCACUAAGUGUACAUACAAGAACAUUGAAACAGCGGAUAUUUGCAAGGUAUGUAAAAAUUCAAGAACUGAUAGUUUCUCCGAUCUAAGCUUCAUAAGGGCUAAGAGUUCUACCCAACUCAAGGCCGCCACAGUCAAACACAAAAGCGAACUCCUGGAUGUUCUGAGACUCAUUGAAGAACAGAAAGCAACAGAGACGAGAGAUUUUAUCUUGACAUACUGCAUGUUGAAUAAUGAGCCUUUUGUAGACGACUCAUUUCCACCAGCUCCAAAAUCGCUUUACUACAAACCAAGCAAAUACAAUGAAACUAGUGUUUCAAAAUGGCUUCGUCCAAAUGAAAUUAAAAUGGACGGCGACUCCAGCCUAAACUGGGCUGUAUUCCGAAACCCAUCACCUUCUGAUAUAACACAAGGCAUUCUAGGAAACUGCUGGUUCCUGAGCUCAUUAGCUGUUCUGGCAGAGAGAGAGGACUUGGUGAAAAAUGUUAUAGUGACACGAGAAAUAUGUGAGCAUGGGCUUUAUCAGGUGCGGCUGUGCAAGGACGGAAACUGGACCACAAUUCUCGUUGAUGAUCUUUUACCUUGUGACCAGUAUGGACGACUAGUCUACUCUAAAGCUAAAAGAAAGCAGUUGUGGGUACCACUUAUUGAGAAAGCUGCGGCAAAAAUUCACGGUUGUUAUGAAGCACUGGUGUCGGGUAGGGCAAUUGAAGGACUGCGUAUUUUGACAGGGGCACCAUGUGAAACCAUAAACUUACAGCCGCUGCCGGGUGAGGACCUAGACCAUAACCUGACAUGGGCUACGUUACUAAGUUCUCGUUCUGCUGGGUUCCUGAUGGGUAUAUCCUGUGGUGGGUCUAAUGUGAAUAUCAACAAUGAUGGAUACAAAUGCAUGGGACUGAAACCUAACCAUUCGUAUUCUGUACUGGACGUCAAACAUGAAUAUGGAAACCGUCUGCUAAGACUUCGUAAUCCAUGGGGACAUUACUCGUGGAAUGGUGACUGGUCAGAUGAUUCUGUGACCUGGACACCGCACUUAAGGAAACUGCUUUCACCUAACAGUUCUUCUGAAGGAAUCUUCUGGAUAUCAUUUGAAGAUGUCCUCAGAUAUUUCGACACAAUCGACAUCUGCAAAGUAAGGUCACAUUGGAAUGAAGUACGUCUAUCAGGAAUGUUUCCUCCAUUAUCGUCGUCCAACCACUUGUCAUGCGUACUCCUCACUGUUCUUGAGGCGACUGAGGUAGAGUUAACACUCUUCCAACAAGAAAACCGGAUGUCAAAGAACUGUAGACUGAAUCUGUGCUUAGCUGUGUAUCGUGCUCCAUCUUUCCCACUGUCCCAUAUUGGACAUCUGAUGGGGAACAGUAAAGGCCAGAUGCAGAGUUGCGUUGGCUGUGAAACAAUGCUUGAACCUGGACAUUACAUUGCCGUCUGCAUGGCUUUUAACCACUGGGACAUGUCAAGAGUAGAACCCAAUCAACCUGCACCAGAAUAUGUCCUAGCAAUCCAUAGCUCCAAGCACCUUCUUGCCGAACAAGUGUCUGUUGAAAGAUGCUUGAUAGGUGAUGCACUUAUUGGUUUAGUGCUUGCCAAAGGACAUAAACAUAAUGCUGUUGAAGGUGUGACGAUAUACUCUUUGACGAAGUGCUGGACUGGCUUGGUUAUCGUGGUCGAAAAUCGACACAUGAAUAAGUGGGUCCAUGUCAAGAUCGACUGUAGUGACAGUUGCAACUUGGUGUCAACUCGUGGAGUGUUCCUAACAGCAGAUGCGGUUCCGCCACUGCAUAGACAAGUGAUUAUAGUGCUCUCCCAGCUGAAGCACAACAUGUCUGUGUUGUCAGACUUCAGCAUGAAACAUCGAUUGGCAAGCUCCAGCACUCUUGGGGUCUGGGGAACUGGACGUAACUGUCCACCAAUAGAUGGUCACCUGCAGGGCCUACAUGCACCUCGGCUGAUAAUAUGACCAGGUUCAUAAUGAAUCCUUAAACUUACAUCUAACAAGCUUGUUUUUGCAUUGAGCGUUAGUCAAUUUGACACAACACUUGCUACAGUAAAUUUAUUUCCCCUAUUGCCUAUCACCAAUUCCAUGGCGCAUCGCUGUCUGUUGAAACUAACUGGCAACCACAAAGACUACAAUUAAGUCACACAAAGAAAGUGACUCAUCUAGAGUCAAGGUCACUACCCUCUACUCUCCAUACAUCUUCAUAGCGUGGUGCUUUAUGAAUUAGGCGAAGGGAUAACUUUAACUUAAGGAAAUUUUUUGUAGACUGGCAAUAAUAAUCCACUGGAGCUAGGCAUAUAUGAUGCUUGUAAAAUUAACAGUACUUCAAUAUAUUUUGACCUAGUACUCUCUGUAACACAAGAAUCUAUUUUAUAUGAUCUGUGUACAAUUUUUGUAACACAGUCGAUCCUUCAGAAUGAAAAAUAAUUACCACUCAAAUUACAUAUUUGAUUCUAAAGGAUUAACUAACUUAAAAGAACCAUGUCCAUAGUGCAGAAUUCUUCUUGAGAAGACAAUGGCCAUUCUACUAUUCAAGGAAUUCUCUACCUUUUAUGGAAUCUUAAGGUUCACUGCUGUGUUCACAGGAGCCCAAAACUAGUCUCUGUCCCUGUGUCCCUGUGUUAACUAAUUAAGCACUACAUCAUGAAGGCGUAUGGGGGAGUGGGUGUAUAGAUCCACAUUUUCUUGACCUCUG
This is a messenger RNA of Cryptotermes secundus, 3358 nucleotides long. RefSeq names its product calpain-D. The record is from RefSeq and is a predicted model, not a curated record. NCBI's taxonomy places the organism in Eukaryota, Metazoa, Arthropoda, Insecta, Blattodea, Kalotermitidae. The transcript is spliced from 2 exons. Gene Ontology annotation, biological process: proteolysis. Gene Ontology annotation, cellular component: cytoplasm. Bases 187 to 2625 code for a protein of 812 amino acids. Gene Ontology annotation, molecular function: calcium-dependent cysteine-type endopeptidase activity.